Messenger RNA from Eubalaena glacialis (North Atlantic right whale), 1671 nucleotides. Its product is annotated as zinc finger and SCAN domain-containing protein 5B-like. The record is from RefSeq and is a predicted model, not a curated record. Gene Ontology annotation, molecular function: RNA polymerase II cis-regulatory region sequence-specific DNA binding; DNA-binding transcription factor activity, RNA polymerase II-specific. Gene Ontology annotation, biological process: regulation of transcription by RNA polymerase II. The transcript is spliced from 6 exons. Lineage: Eukaryota; Metazoa; Chordata; Mammalia; Artiodactyla; Balaenidae.
AUGGCGCCCACACCGAGCCUCAGACCCGCCUCAGAGCAGAAAGCACAGCGCCCUCCAGGCUCCCUGACCUCGCGCCGGCCCAGGGUUGCGAAGCUCACCACCGGUGAACAGACCCAAGUUUACAAAAUGUCGCCCGCCGUCCACGCCGGAAAACCCGCCCAGAUGCGGUCCUCUAGGUCGACGCUCAGGAGCAGCGCCUUCCGGUACAGCCUGAGGGGACAUGCAAAGACAGCAGAUAGCUUUGCCAGAAAGCUAAAAACAAACAGCCUUCUGAACAGUGACUCUUUUGCAGAGGAAAAGCAGAGGAAAUCCCUUUCCAUAGGGGUCAACUGGGCACCAGCUUCUAGAAGCGUUUGCUCAGAGUCCUAUUGGAAAAUUCCUCCAUCAAUAUGGCUGAGGACCAGACAUUUUUCCAGGGUCAUGGAAAACUCCCCAAAGGCCCUAGAUCAGUCACCAGUGUCUGUGCCAUGCCAACACACACUUAUGGAAAAGCCAGACUGUGACUGGGAGACGUGGCACAUUCGCUUCAUAACAUUUAGCAGCUCGGAGGAAUCCGACCCCGUCCAGGAUCUGAGGAGACUCUGUGAGCUCUGCCAUCAGUGGCUGAGGCCAGAUCUUCACACAAAGGAGCAGAUGAUGGACAAGCUAGUGCUGGAGCAGUUUAUGAUCUGCAUGCUGCUGGAGUGCCAGGUCUUAGUCAAGGAAAGUGGAGUGCAGAGUUGCAAAGACAUGGAGGACAUGCUAAGAAAUAACCAGAAACCCAAGAAAUGGACUACAGUUCGCAUACAAGGAGAUGAAUAUCUUGUGCGAAGCUUGGAUAUUGAGACGUUUGAAGUUGAGCUCAGUGACACCAACGAUGAGAAAGACCUACCCAGGGAUCCCCAAUCCCUUGUUAGUGAGAUACCUCGAAAGAAUGGCCAGCAGGUAAGCCAAGAGCUGCAGAAUCCAGCAAGAGCCAAGGAACUGUCAAGAGGGCAGGACCAGAAAGGUCUCCUGCCAGAGAUCAUUCCUGAAACAGGUGAACUAGAGGGUCUGACACCCAAGGAAAACUUGGAGAAGGAUCUGAUGGAAGACAUGGAAGAGACAAGAACCCGUCAGUCUCAAGAGCUUGAACUUCCAAAGCGUUGUGAAGAAGGAGCCACAUCUUUGGACAAAGGACAUUUCUCAGGACAAUUUGGGUCCCAUUCUGUUGUUUCACCUAGCACAGUGGGACCAACCAGUCUUCCUGAGGGAAAAGAAGCCAAGGGACGGGCACCCUAUUAAUGUAGGGUAUGCAAGAAGAGAUUUCCUUAUCAAUCUCAGGUUACCCUUCACCAGAGGACACACACAGGAGAGAGACCCUUUCGAUGCAAUAUCUGUGCCGAAGGGUCCAUGCAGUCUUCCGACCUGUGAACUCACGAGCAUAUCCACACAGGCGAGAAGCCAUACUGCUGUGAUCUCUGCCCCAAGAAGUUAACCCACAACUCCACGCUGCGUGCUCACAAGAGCACCCACACCAAGGAGAAGCAUUUCCGAUAUGAGCACUGCGACAAAACCUUCAGCCACAGAUGGAACCUCAAGGUUCACCGAUGCACCCACUCUGGGCUCAAACCGUACGUGUGCCCCGAGUGUCACAGCGCCUUCCGUCAGCUAGGAAGUUUCAAACGCCACCAGAAAACACAUUCAAAAUGA